AUGGAACAAUCUAGUGAAAAUUCAAGAGCGAGUUGGAAAAAUAUGGACGUAGUAAAAACAUUUUUAGAAAGUUGUAUUCAAGAGAUAUCCUUAAACGGGAGACUUGGAAGUAGUUUGAAGGCAGAUUCAUGGAACAAGGUUAGACUAGUUUUGGAGACUACUCAUGGCUUUAGCGUCACAAAAAAGCAGAUGAAGAAUCAUUAUGACUAUCUAAAAGAAAAGUAUCAAGCUUGGUUGCCAAUAACUAAAAAGACUGGCAAUAUUUAUGACCCAGUAACCAAUACCAUUCUAAUGUCUAAUAGUGAGUGGGAUGAAUACAUAAAGGCUCAUCCAAAAGCAAAGGCAUUGAAGACUUCACCUCUACCCUUCCCUGAUCUUUGUACUAAACUUUUUGAGGGUUCAACAGCAACAGGAAUUCAUGGUUGGAGUCCAAGCUGUACAUAUCCUCAUCCUGUUGUCUCUUCUGUAUCUACUACAAUAGAUAUAGAUACAAUUGAUAGCAUCGAAGAUCUAGUUGGUAACAAAAAUGAUGGAGCUCCUACUAAUUAUCCAUCCCAGUCUUCAGUUCCAAGUGAAAGGAAACCUUUGCGAAAGAAAAAGAAAUCUUCAUCAUCUCAAUUGGAAAUUGAUGAGAAGAUGAGUACUGCAUUAGAUAUAUUGAUUAAAAAUAAUAACGGACCUGACAUUGAGGAAUGUAUGGAAAAAUUAGAAGCAUUUGGAUGGGAAGAACUAUUAUAUAGUGCAACUAUUAGUAUACUUUGUGAAGGUGACAGCUACAGGAAAGCUUGA
Messenger RNA from Nicotiana attenuata, 789 nucleotides. RefSeq lists its product as uncharacterized. Lineage: Eukaryota; Viridiplantae; Streptophyta; Magnoliopsida; Solanales; Solanaceae. Bases 1 to 789 code for a protein of 262 amino acids. The record is from RefSeq and is a predicted model, not a curated record. The transcript has 2 exons.